Messenger RNA from Brassica rapa (field mustard), 7077 nucleotides. RefSeq names its product CBL-interacting serine/threonine-protein kinase 22. Gene Ontology annotation, biological process: signal transduction; protein phosphorylation. The record is from RefSeq and is a predicted model, not a curated record. Gene Ontology annotation, molecular function: protein serine/threonine kinase activity; ATP binding. NCBI's taxonomy places the organism in Eukaryota, Viridiplantae, Streptophyta, Magnoliopsida, Brassicales, Brassicaceae.
UCUCAUAUUUUGUUUCCUCAAUUUUGUAUAUAUAAUAAGAAAAUUAAGACAAGAUGAUAUGUUUAACAAAGAAGAAACUUCCUCGAUUAAGGGUGACUGUGGUGCGAUUGUGAUGGUACAUACGACGAAUUGCGUCCAGACCGUACACGAGUACGGCGCUGAAGAUCUCUUUGAAGCAUAUGUGUCUUUAUUCGUGAUGACGAUAACGAUGAAAAGAUCAAUAAUAAUAAUAACAUAAAAAUGAUGGUGAUGUAUAUCUUCUCUCAAAAGAAUUGAUGUUUCCAUCAUGCAUAGAGGCACAACUAGAAAAGUUGACCCAGCAGCCAUGUCUAUUGCUAUGAUGAUUGAGUGACUGGGAUCAUACUCCGGGAUGACGGUGAUCUGACGGUGGAUGGUACAACCAAAGUGACCUGUCCAUCUUGCGUUACAAAAAAAUGGCUGAAGGUUGCAUGUUUCAGCCGAAAUUGUUCGAAGAUCAUAUGUUAUAGACACUGCUAGGGGAAAGAAUUAAACAAAAAUGUCACUAGUGUAUAAGUUUGUCCAAAAAUAAUUUUGUCAAAUGAUGUUAGCAGCUACCAAAAGUACUCAACUAUAUAAUCAACAGAGAUCAUCAUGACGAUGGUCAGUGAAUAUAUUAAUUAGGUGUGUUUAUUUUAAUCUAAGAAACAUGGUAUCUAUUACAUCUAUCUGAGUAUAACUUCAUUUUUAUAAAAAGAAAAAUAUAGUUGUUUUAGUUUACAAAAAAAAAAAAUAUAGUUGUUUCAUAACAUAUAUACGUGUUUCUACGCUUAUGAGUCAUGAUAACAGCUGCUAUUAAACUUAACAACAAUGUAGGAGCAACAUUUUCAACAAUUUAUUUUAAAUCUCUGAAAAGAACUUCCUAAAAAGAAUUUACUAGUUGUAGGUAUAACUUUCACGUUAGAUAAAUUUACUAAAUAUUUUGACAAUUUGUUUAUAUUAAAUUGAACUGUAAAUAGAUAGCAAAUACCGUUACGAAAUCUAUUAUUAUAUUUAUAAACUAUAAAUGACUAAAUGCGCAAGAGAUUUUCUCAUUGAGUUCUAAAAACAAGAGUUUGUCUGUAUUUGUUUGUUUACUUUGUCGAGUUUUUACCUUUGUAUCUUUUAUUAGUUCUUUUUAAAAAUAAUAUUUUAACAAGUUCACGUCUAUCUGAGGAUUAAAUUUGGCUUUUUCAACACUAAAAGGGUAUUAAUUAGUUUGAUUUUAUAACUCCACGCACGAACGAUUUGGAUCCACGAAUCCAACUUUAUCAGUUUAUCUCUUAUUAAUACUUCUUUUAAUUUAUUUUCGAGCUAUCAAAAAGUAAUUAUUUUAUGCUGACGUAGAAGUUCAAACAGUAUUCAAAUUUAGUUGUUAAUGUUUUGGACCUUUUGGUCACUCAUAUUUUAAUGUUUUUACUUUUAAUUGAUAAGAAAAUGCAAGCCUUGAAGGCAACUAGAGAUGCACCGCUUCAGUCAUUAAGGGGUGAUUUAAUGUAAUAAUGUAUCCUAACUUCACAUAAUUUUUACAACUCCAUUUUAAAUACACAGACUGUAUAUUGUUAGCAAAAAAAAAACCAUGUAUUUUAUAUUUAUAUCAUCGUAUCUGACCUGAACGUCUUUAUAUGCAAAUGCUAGUGCAUUUAGGGUUUCUUAAAGUUUUGCAUAUUACAGAAAGGAAUUCCUUACACAAACCAAAAGGGUGCUCUGGCUACUUGAGUGAUCGGUCCUUCCCAUAAGUAAUUGACCUUCUGAUGACUCUCAUCUCUUAAGACAUGAGCUUUGUCUUUAAAAGGAGCUAUCGCUCUCAAUCAUGGAGUAACGGCUUCUCCGCGCAAUUAUAAAUUAAUGUUUUAAGGAACAGUAUUUUGCAUAUUUCAAGAGCCAUAAACUAGUAAGUUAGCUUGGCUUGUAAGAACAAAGCAUACAAAAUUUUACGGGAUUUUCGAGAUCAAAAUGAAUGAUCUUGAGUACAUCUUGGCUCGAUAAUAGUUUCAAUAAUCCUCUGAUCAACUUUAAUUCAGAGGAGAUAAAAAAAAAUUGUAACUCAAAGGAGAUAAUUCUGAUGAAGAUGAUCAAGAUGAAUUAUCUCCUCUUAUCAACUUGGUUCUAUAAAAGAGAAUUAAACAUGGGUAAAUUUACUAGAAAACAAUGAAUUAGUCAGCUUCAUCAAAAGGUGUUAAAAAUCAUCUUCAUCAGGAUUAAGGUGUUCUUUAAGAAGAACAAGCAUCACUCUUUUCAUACUUCAUUUCGAUCUGACUUUUUGCUAGAUACUCCAAAGUUCCAAACCACCUUAAUUACCAUGUAAACCAUUAGUGAAGCUUAGACCAUCUACAUACAGGCUGUCUACAUAUUGCUUAACAUUCAACGACAGCAACGACGAUCCAUGUUGUUGUUUUCAUAUUAUUCAAACAUUUUUAAAUCGAUUUUAUUUAUUUAAAAUUGCUAUAGUUCUUUUGUUAUGAUGUUUUUCCAUAUAUGUCGAGUUCACCAGCUCCUGCAUAUAUAUUAUAAAUAUCAAGACUUUCAAGUUUCAAUCCCACCUGGAAUUAUAAUAAUAUUUUGGUUGACCUCACAAUAACAAAAAGAAAAAGAACAUGGACCACAUAUUGGGAAGAAUCAUGAAAAGCUGUUCCUUGAAUUUAAAUAAUUUAAUAUUUAUAUUUUGAUAUAAUCUAAUUUCGUAACUUUAUCCUAAAAAUGACUAUGCAGUAAGUGUUUUUGUGUUUUCGAUAAGGUAGGAGACUUAGUUAGUAUAUCCGUAACUUAGUUCGAAUUAGUAAUAUCAUAAAAAAUAUAGCAUUGAAAUUGUCCUAAAUGAUGUUGUUUAUUUGUUUAUCCAUAAAAAGUCAAAAGAAUAUUAAAACCUUUUUAAAUUAGAUUACGUGGCAAGUUGAGUUUCAAUAAGUACAACCGCGCGCAUGUCUUUCCAAUUUGUAUUACCGUUUCUAUUUUGCGUUUUUAUCUGUUAAAUGGCCGAAGAAGACUCUUCCGACUCCAUCAUCGUCAACGUCGACGGAGAUGACAACAAAUCAGCGUUAUUCGGCAAGUACGACAUCAAGAAGCAUCUCGGCAGCGGCGCGUUUGCCAAAGUCUACGAAGCGGAGGAUCUCCACAACAAGGGCCAAAGCGUUGCGAUCAAAGUCGUCCAAAAGAAGCGUUUAAAAGACGGUCUCACGGCGCACGUCAAGCGAGAGAUCUCCGUCAUGCGCCGCCUCCGCCACCCUCACAUCGUCCUCCUCUCCGAAGUCCUCGCCACCAAGACGAAGAUCUACUUCGUCAUGGAGCUAGCCCAGGGCGGCGAGCUCUUCUCCAGAGUCUCGAGCAACCGCUUCACGGAGAGUCUCAGCCGGAAGUAUUUCCGCCAGCUGAUCUCCGCCGUGAGGUACUGCCACGCGAGAGGCGUUUUCCACCGCGAUUUGAAACCGGAGAAUCUCCUCCUCGACGAGAAGCGAGACCUCAAGGUUUCGGACUUCGGUCUGAGCGCGAUGAAGGAGCAGAUCAAAGCCGAUGGGAUGCUCCAUACUCUCUGUGGAACUCCGGCGUACGUGGCGCCAGAGCUUCUCACGAAGAAAGGCUACGACGGAUCCAAGGCGGAUAUAUGGUCAUGCGGCGUCGUUUUGUUUCUUCUAAACGCCGGUUACUUGCCCUUUAGAGAUCCCAACAUCUCCGGAUUGUACCGGAAAAUCCGCAUGGCGCAAUACAGAAUGCCGGAGUGGACUUCUUCCGGUCUCCGACACCUCCUCAGCCGCCUCUUGGAGCCAGAUCCGGAGAAACGGAUCACCGUUGAGGAGAUUCUAAAGGAUCCAUGGUUCAACCACGGGGUAGAUCCGAGUGAGAUGAUUGGUAUCCAAGCAGACGAUUACGACCUUGAAGAAAGCGGGAAGAAACUAAACGCCUUCGAGUUGAUUGCGUCUUCAUCUACGGCGAACCUCGCAGGUUUGUUCGGAAACUUUGUGACGCCGGAUCAUUGUGAUCAGUUUGUCUCCGAUGAGAAUCCAGCGGAGAUUAUGGUUAAGGUUGUGGAGGUUGCGAAGAAGAUGAAUCUUAGGAUUGCGAAGAAGAAGGAGAGAGCGGUGAAGCUGGAAGGGCCACAAGGAGUAGCUAAUAUCGUAGUUAAGAUUCGGAGACUAACGGAUGAGUUAGUGAUGGUGGAGAUGAAGAACAAGCAAAGAGACGUUGGAAUAGUUUGGGCUGAUGAGCUUAGGCAAAAGCUACGUCGUUUGAUUAACCAACCGGUUAAUAGAGUUCCUGAUAAACCGUAAAAAUGGUUAUUAUACAAAACCAAUAUACUCGGAUUUUUCGACAUAUUCCACUCGUGAGGUUUAACAGUUGAAAAAGAGACUCAGUUUUAAUUUUUUUAAUUCAUUGAGGAUUCGAGAAGCAUUAUGGUGAACCGGUUCGGUUUGCAUUGGAGCAGAGAUAGUAAUCUCGUUGUACAUAAAAACAAAAGAAAAAAGGAGACUACGAACCAGGAUUCAAUUUUUAGUUUUUUUGGGAGUAUAAUUAAACACAAAAGACUAAAUUAUUUGCUUUAUUCAAAUUGGAGAGAAAUUGAAUAAAGACUCUGGUUUGGAAUAUGGAGUCUUUUUGGUGUAUGUGUGUGAUUGUGUAUGUGUUUUGGAAACUUGAGUCCUUGUUUUUGCCAAGGGAGAAGCCAACAGUUUGUAAUAUUUAUCAUUGUUGAUUGUCUUUGGGAAUAUGAAAAAUCUUUUGGGUAUGUUUUUUUGUAUAGUAUUAUUUUAAGCUAUGAAAGUCUCUUUGCAACAUUAAAUUAUCUUAUAAGAGUACUAAAUCAUUCACAGACAAAAUAUUCAAUAUUUUUUUUUCAAUUGAAAACCCAUUGGCUUGAAGAAAUGCAUAAUGGUGGUGGUCAAUGCAAUUUUUGAUAAAGUUUUUCCGUUUGGUGAGUUCUAAAGAUUUUAAAUUUGUCAAUGUUAAUAUCUAAGUCCUAACACAACAUAGUGAAAGACUACAAACAAGUUAAGGAAACAUAUUUUGUAGUGUUGAUCAGUUUCAUUAUUUGAGCUUUAUCUUGAUCAAUCAUGUCAUACAUGUGUGGUAUACUUAGUCAAGAUCUCAGUAUCUAACCACAACAAGAGGCUAAUUCAUCAUUUAAUCACUUAAAACUAUAAACUUGACUCGUUUUCUGUUGAACUAUUAUUGUACAUGAUAAGUGGAAACCUAGACCAUCUGUUAUGAGUUUGGAACUAACUAAUCUCUUCCUAUAAAACCAUAAAUAGACACAUUUUUUGGGAUACUUUAGUAUAUUUGAAAAGCAAAAACAAAAAAAAUAUUUAAUGGAAAAUAUUUUUGUCCACUUAACACUUUUUGGUUAGUUUUUCUUGAAGCAGAAAAUUUUAGAAAAUCGAAAUGUAAAAGAGAAGAUGAGGAACCCAAUGACUCUCCAAACCAAGUAGACGUUUUUGUUAUUAUUUGGAAUCCUAAAUUCCAAAUUGUAAAAUCGAUGUCUUAUGGAUGAUCAAAAGUUAGUAAUCUUGGGUGGAAUCAUAGGAAUAAAAUGAGUUUUAUUGUUUGGACUUCAAAAUUGUUGUAGGAAAAAUUAUGUUGAGAGCGUUGUGUUUAAAUAAGAUGCAUAUUCCUCAAUCCAAAUCGAGAUUUGCUGGAUUUGAUUUAAAAUUUGACGGAUUAACACUCUUUUGAAAGUUAGUUUAUUUUAGUAUUUUGCAUAAUUGUUUUGGGAUGUUUAACAUAGUUCAUACCUAUAGCCUAUAGGAUUGGAAAAUAUGUACAGAUUUCCUAUAUAAGGAAGCUGGAGAACAAGGUGUGUUAUAUUUUCUUGUAAAUCAGACAAAGUCAGAUUUCCGUAAAACAGUUUUACUAUCAACCAAAUUUAAUUUAAUAAAAUGGAUAGUAAGAAAAUUGUUUUUGUGUCAAUAGCAAAGUGUAACAAAACCUAUAUGUAGUUGAUUCUGCGAAUAACCAAAAGAGAGAUUUUUCUCUGAAAUUUCAAGUUUGAUCAAAGCCAUAAUCAAAAAGGAAAGGAAAUUUAGCAGAAAAGGAUGAUAAUCUCUUUACAAGCAAGUUCUAAAUAAUUAUAUCAGUCCAGCCAAUAAGAGCCACAGGCUUCGCUGUCUGUUAAUCAACAAAAUGCACGCCACGUGUAACUUCCAAGCAUUGGUUAACAACUUAAUCACAGUCAUUUACCUUAAUCACUCCCGCCAUCACGCGUUUUCCUCACUUAACUACGUUCCAAAACCCGAAUUAAGAGUUCCUUAUCCUCCCCGAUUCUUCACACAUAACCGAUUCCAAUCAAUCACAGCUUCGAGAUCAAACCGGCAUGUCGACGAAUCCCGAUAACCAGAAACCGGUCGAACCUUCCGACGUCGAGGCUGCUGCGCCAACGACGUUUUCCGCGAUUACUCAGAGAUGGAAAAGAGAGGACACGAUAAAGAAAGCAUCUCCGAUCACGAGAGGACUAGCUCUUAUCUUCUCCAUCCUCGCCUUCGUAAUCAUGGUCUCUAACAAACACGGACCCGGUCGAAACUUCGACGAGUACGAAGAGUACAGAUACGUGGUGGCCAUCGCGAUUCUCGCAACGUUAUACACUGCGUGGCAAACGUUUGUACAUCUCUCGAAAAGAGACUUCUUUGAUCGCCGGACAUCAAUAUUUGUCGAUUUCUCCGGCGACCAGGUUCAGAGAAGGUCAAGAUAACAUUUUCACUGAUUCUGCUGCUUCAGCUAUCACCAUGGCUGUACUCGCCUUUGUGUCUUUAGCUCUCUCUGCUCUCUUCUCUGGUUACAAACUCUCUACUACUCAUUCUUUUGUCUGAAUUUGCUUAAGCCUCUCCCUUUGCUUCAGUCCUUUGUUUAUAUGGUGUUGGUCUCUGUGAUAAGUGUAAAUGUCAUUCUUUUAUGUGAGUGAGCGUCUCUGUGACUCUCUGUAUGUGUUUUGGUAAAAUUGUAUUCAAAUCAAUGGAAUGAACUUGUUAUAAGAUUGUAAAUUCAUGUAAAAAGUGAUUGGUUUUAUUCCAUUUUUCUAGUUGUAUGGUACAGAAGAAAACUAAAGAUAGUAUAACAUUACAGGCGUGUGAAAGCUCGCUCUCGCAUGAGCCAUUU